UUCAACAAAUACUCCCAACGUUCCAACACUUCAACUUCUCUCUUCCUAUUUUCCAUCAAUUUUCUUUCCCUCUCUUCUCUCCGGCCAAACUUCCGGCGGCCGUCACAAUCUCCGGCUUCACGCCAUCUUCCGGCGGCCGUCACAAAACACUUAAGCCGUUGAGUAAUUAAAUCUAUCCAAAACACCACCUACUGCGUUUCUCCGCCAUUGCCAACGCCUUUUUUAUUGUAUUUUUUAAUUUUGUUUUGGUGCAUUAAUUAAUGGAAACAUCAAGUGGGUAUCUGAAUUAUCAUCAACAUCCCUCUUUUGGUUCUUCUAGGAGAGAUGUUUCCUACAGCUGUGGCAGUUGUGGGUAUGAGCUAAACCUUAACUCAUCUAGUCGCAAUACCGCUUCCAUUGGUUCCAAGUACGGAAAAUCCAUAAAGAAAGGGAUGAUCUCCUUCUUGUCCAUUGAUGAGAGCAGAUUUACUCAGGUUGAAGAAUUUAAGUGUGUGCCAUUCUUCUUCUCCAAGCGUUCUUGGGGCUUGUUCCAGCGGCGAACAAAACUUCUGUGCAGAAAAUGUGGUAAUGAUAUUGGAAUUGCUUAUGAUGAUAGUGCUUCUUCUUACCCACUUGUAGCCGAUGCAUCAGUUACAGCCUCUGGCAGUGAAACAAGCACUCAUAGAAAAUAUGAUAUCAAAAUCCGCUCCUUGCAACCUUCUUCAUCAGCAUCGGGUACUCCUCUCCCCGAAUGAUAUAUAAUGCUCGUGAAUAUUUCUUCUGUGAGGAAAGCUUGGCAUGUAUUUGUGAUCACACAAUAGCACUGUGCUGAAAUUUACGAAAUUCAAGGUGCUUUAAUGUCCUGUUAUAUUAUUUGUCAAGUAAAUAAGAUGAAUCAGUUUACAGUUUUGGUUGCAAUUUGUACAAUUUUCUCGUUCUCUCAAUAGGUGGGGAAGCCUUCUGUUGAGAGGUGUGGUUUGUACUUUGUACAUAAACAGGACUGUCAAUGAGGUGUGGAUUUGAAGCAGCUAUCUGUCAAUGAGGUGUGGUUUUUA
This is a messenger RNA of Nicotiana tabacum (common tobacco), 1034 nucleotides long. RefSeq lists its product as uncharacterized. Lineage: Eukaryota; Viridiplantae; Streptophyta; Magnoliopsida; Solanales; Solanaceae. The record is from RefSeq and is a predicted model, not a curated record.